AUGCCUGUGAUCGAAAGUACCCGACCUGCGACGCGCUGGAUCACUCGUUUAGUCCCUGCGAUUCUUGUUGCCGCUAUUAGCUAUGCUACCUUUGUCAUUGUCGGCCGGGUUUGCUCCCAGUAUCUCAUCAGCCAGCGCGGCGAAGCUGGGGCAGCUAUUACUAUCCUCAUCCUAUAUUUCCUAUUCCUCUUGUUGAUGGUAAUCACCUAUCUACGAAAUACCCUCACUGUCAUCCUCGAUCCUGGACUCGUACCUCUCGGUCCGCUGGCGAUAGAACGGAGAAAGAUAGAAAGAGACAGACGAAAACGAGGCAGAAACCGCCGAGAAAGUGACCUCGAGAGUCAGCCCUAUCAUAGCGGUCCCGAUCCGAAUCCCGAUAGUCCUGGCUUGGAGGAGUUCUACACCAAAGAUGUCUUCACUUGUGAAAAUGAUGGUCGCCCGAGAUGGUGCUCGGAGUGCUGCAAUUGGAAGCCAGACCGCGUCCACCACAGCAGUGAGAUCAAUCGCUGCGUAUUACGUAUGGACCACUACUGCCCAUGGGUCGGCGGCAUGGUAGGGGAGAAUUCUUUCAAGUUUUUCGUGCAAUUCACCACCUAUACUGCCUGUUACUGCGGUGUUGUUCUCGGCGCCGCGGCCUCGAGCCUUCGCAAAGUGAUCAAUGAUGACGCUCCACUGGAUCCGCAUUUCAUACCUGCCAUAGUACUGGCUGCAUUUUUCGGGCUCUUCACUUCAUUAAUGACCCUGACGUCUAUCCGAUACAUCUUGCUCAACAUGACCAACGUCGACAUGCUGAACUCCCGAUCUAAAGUAUACCAACUGGCCGUUCGCGUGCCCCGCGGCACCGAGGCGACGGACAGGUUCAGUGUGGUAACUUAUCCCCUGCCACGGCCGGGCGAGAUCACCACCAACGGCCGGCUUAACGGAACGGCGGUGCCCCGAACGGCUAGAAGCAGCAGCUCGGACGCGCGCGCUCGCCCGACCACCCGCGACGACCUCGCAAACCGCACGUUCGCCAUCCUUAAGACGGAGCCCGGCGAGAACCUGUGGGACCUCGGGGCGUGGCGCAACUGGCAGAACAUCAUGGGCCCCCACCUCCUCGACUGGGUCCUGCCGUUCCGCAAGUCACCUUGCGUCAACCACGAAAGCCACGACAGCUUCUACCCCAUGGGCCGUGCGCUGGCGGAUGUCCUGGCUAGGUACGAACUUACGGGUCUGGCGAUGGCGACAGCUGGCGGUGAGGGCGCGGGGCUGGAGAUGAAGGAGAUUGGGAGAGCAGGAGGAGGAGGAGCAGGAGGAGGGAAUAGAUUAAGUAGGGAAUAG
Messenger RNA from Hypoxylon fragiforme, 1320 nucleotides. RefSeq names its product zf-DHHC-domain-containing protein. The coding region runs from base 1 to 1320 and encodes 439 amino acids. The record is from RefSeq and is a predicted model, not a curated record. Gene Ontology annotation, molecular function: protein-cysteine S-palmitoyltransferase activity. The transcript is spliced from 3 exons. Gene Ontology annotation, biological process: peptidyl-L-cysteine S-palmitoylation; protein targeting to membrane. Gene Ontology annotation, cellular component: Golgi apparatus; endoplasmic reticulum. NCBI's taxonomy places the organism in Eukaryota, Fungi, Ascomycota, Sordariomycetes, Xylariales, Hypoxylaceae.